UUGUUCUAUUUGUAUUCAACUAAGUAAAUUUUACAUUGAUAAAGUUUCUUUUAACACCUAUUUAUUGAUUUUUGCUAUAAAAAGCUUCAUAUGAUCAUAUCUCACAUUUCAAAUGUAUUUAUAAAUUGUGCACGUGUCAUUUUGUAAUGCUUAGAACAGUUAACAAAUUAUCUACUAAAUAUAUUACAAAUCGUUGUUUUAGUUCUUCAAAGUGUAGUCGUAAUAUAAUUAUGCAGAUCGGCACUCAUGAUGGGACCUUCCACUGUGAUGAAGUGUUGGCGUGCUACAUGCUACGUCGGUUGCCGGAGUACAAGGACGCCGAGAUUGUCCGGAGCCGAGACAUAGAGGUGCUCAAAGCCUGUGACAUAGUGGUCGACGUUGGAGCCGUGUUCGAUCACCAGAAGAAGCGGUACGAUCACCACCAACGGGAAUUCAAUGAAACCUUAAGUUCGGUGCGCCCGGAGCUGGGUGAUAAAUAUCAAAUCAAGUUAAGUUCGGCAGGAUUGGUCUACGCUUUCUACGGGGAGCGCGUUAUAAAAGAAGUAGCACCAAAAAAUUACCCAAUGAGACCAGAAAGUUUGGAGUUGAUAUUCAAAAAAGUUUAUGAGAAUUUCAUAGAAGAAAUAGAUGCAAUUGACAAUGGUGUUCCGAUGACUGACGAGGAACCAAAGUAUCGUAUACACACGCAUCUCAGUGCGAGAGUACACAGGUUAAACCCGGACUGGAAUACAUCGGAAUCAGUAAACACGAAUAUACUUUUUAAAAAUGCAAUGAAAUUAGUAGAGGAAGAGUUUUUGUUUAUUACGAAUUACUACAUAACAGUUUGGUUAGCUGCAAGGGAGUUUGUGAAGUCGGCAGUAAAGGAGAGGUUCGAUGUGCACGAAUCUGGACAAAUAUUGUAUUUCAAUGGGCAUUUUCCUUGGAAGGACCACCUGUUUGAGUUAGAAGCCGAGAUGGGAUUGGCAAAUGAAGUAAAAUAUGUCGUGUUCAACGAUAAACCUAACUCUUGGAGAGUUCAAGCUGUGCCGUUGACUCCAGGGAGCUUUGUCCUCAGGAAACCACUACAUGCUGAUUGGCGUGGAGUUCGAGACGAAGAACUUAGCAACGUGGCCGGAAUACCUGACUGUAUAUUCUGCCAUACAUCCGGGUUUAUUGGUGGUAACAAGACUAAAGAUGGUGCUAUAGCCAUGGCCCUGGCUAGUCUCAAAGCAGCCUAAGAAUAUAAAUAGAUAAAUAAAUGAAGUCUUUUUUGUCAAUUAACCAUA
Messenger RNA from Aricia agestis (brown argus), 1265 nucleotides. Its product is annotated as MYG1 exonuclease. Lineage: Eukaryota; Metazoa; Arthropoda; Insecta; Lepidoptera; Lycaenidae. The record is from RefSeq and is a predicted model, not a curated record. Gene Ontology annotation, cellular component: cytoplasm; nucleus. Bases 147 to 1217 code for a protein of 356 amino acids. The transcript has 4 exons.